This is a messenger RNA of Papilio xuthus (Asian swallowtail), 739 nucleotides long. Lineage: Eukaryota; Metazoa; Arthropoda; Insecta; Lepidoptera; Papilionidae. The record is from RefSeq and is a predicted model, not a curated record.
UGACAGUGACAGUGACCGUCAUGUGUUCUUUAAUGUCAGUCAGAUCUUCUGUCAUUGAAAAAAGCGAAUUUUAAGAACAACAAACACCUAAAAUCUAAGAUCAGAAAGAAGGAUUCAUAAAAGACGGCAAAAUGGCACAGACAGCGGGAGUAAAGCCCAUGACUAUUGUUGGUCGUGUGGCGUCCGAACGAGAAAGAUGUCUUGGGAUGACUGAUGCAGAGAGGGCUUGGCGUAAGCAAUGGUUGCAAGACCAGAUUUUAGCUUCAAACGAACCGGUCCAUGUCGAGGAAUAUUGGAGAGAACGCAUUAAUCCUAUUCGUCGGUUGUAUCGCAAACCUUUGGAUGUUAUAUACAAUGCCCUUACCCCUGCUCUGGGAGCUCAACGUGCUGCAGAUUAUAGAUAUAUAACAGGAAAACUUGGAUUCAUGGCAUUUGGAAUUCUGGCAAUCCAUUACUAUUUCAAGUACAAUGCAAAUGAUUGGACAAGAAAAGGAGGCUGGCGAGUGAUAAGAUCAAAGCCCAUGGUCCUGCCAGGACAACCUGGAUUCCCAUUCAAAUCUGAUCGCCAUGAGCCUGCUGAUUAUGCAAGCAGGGGAUUCAAAUCAUCUCCUAUAUAAAAUUCAUUGCUGUUUUAAUAAUUUUAAAUAGGCCAAUGAAAUAUAGAAAACAGUUUCUAAAAAUAAUCCUGUGGUUCUAAAAGAAAUUGUCAAAAAUAUUAGUCAUUAAAGGUAAUUUAUAA